GCUUGACCGAGGCCCAGCACUCCCGGCCCAGCGCUUGCGCGGGAGAUGGAUGAGGGUCAUGUCGAUCCCGUCGCUCGCCUCUGCAUCUCGAUUCAUCCAGCGACAAGCCGAGCCGGAUUCGGCACUUGGUGCUGACCGAUGAAUCUCUUCCUCCAGAUUACACAAUCGAGGCGUGGCCUUCCCACUCCACCUUUGAAACGGAGGGUUGGCACAGCUUCCAGCUGCCGUCCCACAGCACGCCUCAAACUCCAAGCACACUUCCCGAUGUCGGAUCGGGCAGCACUCAGUCCGGCUGCCACUCGCUCAUUCGCAUGUCGCCGUCGGGAUCAAGAAAUCCACAGAUUCUUUCCAGCAACGGCAAGGAUCCGCUCUGGUGCGCCAACGCGGAUCAGCUAUGGAAGUCGAUCGAGGCCUUUAGUCGCAAGUGCGAUGAGCAGGGCAGCGUCGACGGAAACGGCGCGCUUUUGUUUGCCAUGAAGCCUCUCGAGCUGACCAGCGAUGCCUUGGCGAGCCUGGGCAUGAGUCGGGAACACAGCUACGGCCCUUACUCCAGCUCCAACGACGGCUUCUCACGUCAUCCGUCGCAGCACCACUCCUAUCCACACACGCCCUCUGACCCACACUCAAGCCCAGGACGCACAAGCUCACCUCAUUCGCAUCAUCCCGGGCACAUGCCGCACCAGAUUGGCUACGGCCACCAUCCUAUCUCGCCCUACCAGGCCCAGUCGCUGUCAUCGCAAUCGGCCAUGUAUGAGCCAUACGGUCGGCUGUAUCCUCCCGCCAAUUACGCCCACUGGUCCACCGAGAUCAGAAAGUUCUUUGAGAAUCUGGGCGAUGAACGAUGGUCUGGAUAUCGCGAAGAAUCGCCCUUCUACAACUCUUCGUCUCACGCAACGCCCACGACUCCAAAGGCACCUACACCCAGCACACCCGACCAACUGACGACGCCGACCAAGUACACGUGCCCUCGACCUGGGUGUGGCAAGACUUUUACUCGCAAGGGCAAUCUCGAGAGCCAUCUAAACUCGCACGAUGGACGCAAGGCGUACAAAUGCGAGAUCUGUGACAUAUUCUUUGUGCGCCAGAACGAUAAGCGUCGUCAUGACAAGAAGCACGUUCCCGGAGCGAAUGGAAAAAUGUACGAAUGCGAAGAUUGUCACUCGACUUUCUCGCGCAAGGACGCACUAAUCCGCCACCGAAAUGGCAACUGCAAGUCCAAGCGUUGGAAAGUCGAAUCGACCCCUGACCGCUCGCUCUCCCAGCGCCAGGAUUCAGCCACCAGCCCGCUCGGCCAGCAUCGACUUCGAUAUUCCGACAUCAGGCUGCUGAGCUUCAACGGAGACCCUGCCGCUGCCUGCCUCGGUGACUUUGGCGACAUCUCGGUCACCUACACCACCGUCCGCCUCAACCACGCCGCCAAUCCGAUUGUGUGGCUCAACCCCUUUUGCUUCGUGGCCCAACCGGCGGCCAGCGGGGGCGAAGUGAUGUACAUCUUCAACACCCUCAAGAAGGGUUACCACGAAAUCGGCAACAGCACCAACAGCAUCUCCACCCGCAUCCAGACUUCCUUCAGCUUCCACAAGCAAAAAGAGCCUUCGGAAGGACCCGAGGACGGGGCCCACGGAAAUGGUGCCAACAAGACCGAGCCCGCACCCGAUACUGAAAUGUCUGUCGAGCUGCGUCCCGAUGAGAGCGCCGUGGGACAAUUUGACAUUGUCGAAGUCCUGUCGGAUGCCCAGGUCCGCUUGUUGUCGACCGACGAUUCCGCAACACCGACGACAACCGCGACAGAGGCUCUGGAGGCCAGCUGGCUCAACCCAUUCAGCUUCUGGCUCGAGCACAAGACUUCCUCGGGGCGUGUGGAGCCUAAAUGCUUUGUGUUCCAUCCGAGCUCCUCGGCUCCCGACGGCCAGAGCGGCAUUUAUCUGCAACUCACCAACACAGCCAACUCGAUGCGCGAGUCGCUCAUCUUGACGAUUCAACUCCUCCGGAACGAGCAGCACAUCAUUCUGAGCGGGCGAGGCGACCCACGAUCGCCUCAGGACUCUCAGGACGAGGGUGGACUGUCGGACAACGGGCAUCUAAUGGAGACCAACGGAUCCGGCGAGGACACACCCAUGCCGCCAAAGAAGCGCGGACGAGCCAAGAGCGAUCUAUCGCUGCAUAGCCCCACCAAGGGCAGCCGCCGGGCUGGCCGCGAAGAUUCCCUGUCGGGCUCCCCCGAAGGUACAUGACUUUUCACGCUCGAGCCAGCGAGGAUGCGCUGUUUGUGUGGCUUUUGAGACGGAGCGGAACCCAAUGGAC
Messenger RNA from Polychytrium aggregatum, 2304 nucleotides. RefSeq lists its product as uncharacterized. The transcript has 4 exons. The coding region runs from base 312 to 2234 and encodes 640 amino acids. Lineage: Eukaryota; Fungi; Chytridiomycota; Chytridiomycetes; Polychytriales. Gene Ontology annotation, molecular function: chromatin insulator sequence binding. Gene Ontology annotation, biological process: regulation of transcription by RNA polymerase II. Gene Ontology annotation, cellular component: chromosome. The record is from RefSeq and is a predicted model, not a curated record.